This is a messenger RNA of Miscanthus lutarioriparius, 639 nucleotides long. NCBI's taxonomy places the organism in Eukaryota, Viridiplantae, Streptophyta, Magnoliopsida, Poales, Poaceae. The record is from the annotation of a GenBank genome assembly.
AUGGAGAGAGACUUGGUGAUGCCGUCGUGGGUGAUGGAGGUGGCGGCGUACGGCGGUGCAAUGGAGAGCUCGCCAUCACGCAGUCGCAGCAGCAGCGGGUGCCAGUCCGGCUGGACGCUCUACCUGGACCACUCCAAUGGGAAUGGGAUGCGAUACCUCCCCUGCGACGACCCCGCCGCCCAGAGGUGGAUGAUGCUGCAGGAGGACGACGACGUGGAGGACUCCAUGGCCUCCGACGCGUCCUCCGGGCCGCGCCUGCUCGACCAAGAGGACGACACGCGUCGAGACUUCGAGCAGCGCCCGCAAGGAUACAUCGGCCAGCACAGCUACUCCAGCAGUGUUCACUAUUGCAGUGCGAGUAGUGAUGGCUCCGGCGGCUUCGGUUCUUCGACGUGGUCCAGCUCCCGCAGCUCGCCGGGCGGGGUGAAGGGCCACGUCGGGAGGAGGGGCGUCGUCGUCCACGGCGGUGAGGCGACGACGCGCCAGUACCGCGAAAUCGUCAUCGACGAGGAGGACGAACUCGACGACACGGCGAGCUCGCCGUCUGCCGUUUUCUGCAAUCCCGUGGCCAUGGUGCACGUUAAUUUCUCCAGCUGCAGAAAGCACCAGCGCAGCUCGCACGAGUUACGCAAUAUAUAG